UGACUAUAACGAGCGAUGUAAUAAAUUACUCUUGAAUCAAACCCAACAUCCAAUGUUCUUCAUUUUGCAGUUCAGAUGGGGUUGGUUCCAUACUCUGUAGUUUUCGUGUAGGUUUGCAAAAAAAUGGAAAACAUCACAACAUCAAAAAAAAUGUAAAUAAGAAUAAAAAAAAACUUUUGACUGCCAUUUUUCAACUCUAUUUACAGCAUACUUCAUCAAAUUUCAUCAGUCAUCCAAUUGGACUUGUUGUUGUGGAAUAUCAUCAUCAGAAAUCAGUUACUGUCCUCACCGUGUAAGAGAAUAUCUUACUCCCCUUAAUAUAUUCACAUCGAAUUUCAUCACAACGCAAGUUAAUUAUCAAUCGCUGGAGUUGCGAGAUCAAAAACAAAAAGACAGAAUAUAAAGAAAGUAUUGAUCCUUACAUACAGCAACAAGAACAAUAGUCACCAUGUCAGUUGAAGAUAAUUCAUUGGAAUCUAUUGCCAAGUAUCUUGAGUUAUCCCUCUACCCUGCUACAGCCAAACAAGCGGAGCAGAAAUUGAGAUCAAUUGAAAAUUUGCCUGGUUUUUCAAUCAAUCUUCUUCAUGUCAUUGAUUCCACUAAUUUAUCUACUGGUGAAAGAUUGGCUGGAUCAUUAUUCUUUAAGAAUCUUACUAAAAGAAAAUGGUUCAAUAGUGAUGGUAGUGAUUAUCUUUUACCUAAGGAAGAUGUUUUUAAGAUCAAAGCUGAAAUCAUUGAUAUUAUGAUUAAAUUACCUCAGAAUUUACAAAUUCAAAUCGGAGAGUCGAUAACUUUGAUUGCUGAGAGUGAAUUCCCCAAGAAUUGGAAUACUUUGAUUGAUCAAUUGAUUUCUAAACUAUCCAUAACUGAUUUCUUUGUCAAUAAAUCGAUUCUUUUGGUGUGUCAUUCUAUUUUUAAAAAAUGGAGAUCGUUAUUUAGAUCAGAUGAAUUAUUCUCAGAAAUUAAAUUGGUGUUGGAAAAGUUUACUAAACCUUUCUUGGAUUUAUUCUUAGAAUUGGAUAAAUUAAUUGAAAUCAAUCAAGAUAAUGAAGCAUUAUUGAAUAUCUAUUUUGAGAAUUUAUUAUUAUUGAUUCAAAUUUAUUAUGAUUUUAAUUGUCAAGAUAUUCCAGAAUUCUUCGAAGAUAACUUGAAUGUGUUGAUGACUUUAAUUCACAAAUAUUUAAAUUAUCAAAAUCCAAAAUUAAUCAAUUUACUGGAAGAUUUCGAACCUGAUAUUCUAAUCAAAUUGAAAACUUCCAUCAUCGAAUUGGUCUCACUUUAUGUAUCAAGAUAUGCUGAUGUAUUUGAUCCGUUAAUCGAAAGCUUCAUCACCACAGUGUGGACCUUAAUCAAUAAUUUCGUUACCAAACAACAAAAAUUCGAUAUCUUGGUUGUAAAAGCAUUACAAUUCCUUACUUCCAUUAUCAAAUUCCAAAAAUUCCAAUAUAUUUUCCAAAAUGAAGGAUCUAUAAAUGAAAUCAUUGAAAAGAUUAUCUUACCAAAUAUCUAUUUCCGUGAAUCUGAUGAAGAAAUGUUUGAAGAUGAGCCAAUCAACUUCAUUAGAUCUGAUUUAGAAGGAAGUGACUUCGAUUCAAGAAGAAAAUCAGCUACUGAUUUCUUAAGAGAAUUGAAAGAUUUAAAUAGUGAAUUAUUAACUGCUACUGUUAUGAAAUAUGUCAAUCAAUUCUUAUUAUCCAAUAAUAAUGAUAAUAAAGAUUGGAGAAACAAAGAUACUGCUAUUUACCUUUUCAGUUCAUUAGCUGCUAAAGGGUCAGUGACUAAUUUAGGGGUUACUUCCACCAAUGUAUUAGUUGAUGUUAUUAAAUUCUUCACUGAUAAUAUUGCUAAUGAUUUAAUCGGAAGUAAUAAUCUGCAUCCAAUUUUAAUUGUUGAUUCUAUCAAAUAUAUUUUCACAUUCAGAAAUCAAUUAAGUAAAGAUCAAUUAUUAUCAGCCAUACCAUUAUUGAUUGAUCAUUUAAGUAGAAAUCAAAAUACGGUGGUUUAUACUUAUUCUGCUAUCACUAUUGAAAAGUUAUUAUCCUUAACAAGCUUUAAUGAAACUCAUACUCCAGUGUUCAAUAAACAAGAUAUUGAACCAUUCAUGAAUAAUUUAAUCACAAACUUAUUCAAUCUUAUCUUAUUACAUGAUUAUACUCCUGAGAAAUUAGCUGAAAAUGAAUUCUUAAUUAAAUGUAUAAUGAGAGUGCUUAUUAUAAGUGAAGAUUUAAUCUCAAAUAGAUUAUCAAUCAUUGAACAAUUGUUGAAGAUUUUGAAGAUAACUGCUAAAAAUCCAUCUAAUCCAAAGUUUUCUCAUUAUACUUUUGAAUCAAUUGGAUUAUUAAUUAAAUUUGGUAUUCUUAAGAAUAACACCAAGAAACCACCUACGAAUAUUGCUGAUAUUGAUAUUGAGCUUUUAAAUAAAUUCAUUGAAUUGGUUAUCCCUGCCUUAUUAAAUAUCUUAAGUGAUGAUGUUCAAGAAUUCGUGCCAUAUACUUUCCAAAUAUUGGCUUAUUUAUUAGAAAUUUAUCCUAUUGAUUUAGGAUUACCAGAGACUUAUAAGAACUUAAUCAAACCAUUAUUAUCUCCUUCAGUAUGGGAAUUCAGGGGUAAUAUUCCAGGUAUCACUAGAUUAUUAAUUACUAUCAUCGAACAUGAUAAAACUAAUGUGAUAUUUAAUAAUCAAGAAGAAAUAACUCCUUUAUUAGGGGUAUUUCAAAAAUUGAUCUCAUCAAAGUUGAAUGAUAGUUUUGGAUUUGAUUUAUUAGAAUCAAUCUUAUUAAAUAUUAGACUUCAAUAUUUACAACCAUUCAUAAAUCAAUUAUCGAUAUUAUUAUUGACAAGAUUAAAGAAUUCGAGAACUGAAAAGUUUGUCAAGAGAUUUACAUUAUUUUUUGCUAUUAUUAAUAUCAGUAGUGGACCUAAUUUGAAUUUACCAGAAUCAUUUAUUAUAAAUUUCAUUGAUUCAGUUCAAGCUAAUUUAUUCCAACAAAUAUUCGUUAGUUUCGUUUUACCAACUUCAAAUUCAAUCAUUAAUUUACAUGAUAAGAAGAUCAUCAACAUUGGUAUAUCUAAAUUGUUAACUAAUCCAUUAUUCUUAACUAAUUACAAUAACUUACAACUACAACUCAUCCAACAAUUGAUUAAGAAUUUGGAAACUUAUGAAGGUAUAAACAAAUCAUUAACAUCAAAUAUUAUUCAAACCAGUUUGACUGGAAAUGGUAAUGUGGUAGAUGUUAGUACUACUCAAAGUGAUUUCGAUAUUGAUAAUUCAUCGUUUGGAUCACAAUUUUCAAAAUUAGUCUCUAUUAAUAAUGAAGCGUUUGAUCCAAUUAGUCAACUUAAAAAUAAUGAUUACCCACAAAUUAAAUUCACAAUUUUAUCCAAUAUUAAAGCGGUUAAUAUCGAAGUAUUGAAUCAAUUAAGUGAUGAUUUUAAAAAUUCUCUUAAAAGUUUAGGUAUAUAGGAUAACAUAGAACAGAAAUUAAAAUCAAAUAAAAGUUCGUCAUGUUAACUACGACUAUUAAAUUC
This is a messenger RNA of Scheffersomyces coipomensis, 3528 nucleotides long. Its product is annotated as importin-alpha export receptor. The transcript has a single exon. NCBI's taxonomy places the organism in Eukaryota, Fungi, Ascomycota, Pichiomycetes, Serinales, Debaryomycetaceae. The record is from RefSeq and is a predicted model, not a curated record. The coding region runs from base 449 to 3463 and encodes 1004 amino acids. Gene Ontology annotation, cellular component: nuclear envelope; cytosol. Gene Ontology annotation, molecular function: nuclear export signal receptor activity; small GTPase binding. Gene Ontology annotation, biological process: protein export from nucleus; protein import into nucleus.